UCCCACCGAAACUCGUUAUUUAAAACUCUCUGUGUUCCAUCGAACCCUAAAAAUCAAAUCAAUUCAAAUUAUCUCUCAACUCCUUUUUUUUUUUAAAGAACUCGAUCUGAAUAAAAAUUAUGUGUGCUGCUAAACCUCCACCGUCUUCUCCGCCGCGUCAGAUCGUGAUCCGUUCAGUAUUUGCAGAGAAUGUGGAGGCCGAACUCAAGAUUAUUGGAUCUUUAGUUGAUACUUAUCCCAUUAUUUCCAUGGAUACGGAGUUUCCGGGCGUUGUGGUCCGAUCAGAAAAAGAUUUCCGCCACCAGGAUCCGACUGAAAACUACGUCAGCCUGAAAGCUAACGUUGAUUUGUUGAAGCUUAUCCAAAUUGGGCUCACUCUAUCUGACGAAGAAGGGAAUCUCCCGGAUCUGGGGUCGGGUUCGAUGUAUUAUAUAUGGGAGUUUAAUUUCAAGGACUUUGAUAUCACGUAUGAUGCACAUGCGCAUGAUUCGGUCGAGCUGUUAAAACGCCAGGGGAUUGAUUUUGAGAAAAAUCACAAACUCGGGAUCGACUCGGUACAAUUCGCUGAGAUGUUAAUGUCAUCAGGUUUGGUGUUAAACGACGCCGUUACGUGGGUGACAUUCCAUAGUGCGUAUGAUUUCGGGUACUUGGUAAAAUGUUUGAAGCAGCGAGUUUUGCCUGAGAACUUAAACGAAUUCUUGAAUGUAUUGAGUGUUUUCUUUAGGGGAAGCGUCUAUGAUGUGAAGCAUCUGAUGAGAUUUUGCUCGAAUUUGCAUGGCGGACUGGAUCGGGUUGGGAAGGCAUUGAAUUUGGAGCGGUUAAUUGGGAAGAGUCAUCAAGCUGGGUCGGAUAGUUUGUUUACUUUGCACGCUUUUUUGAAGAUCAGAGAGAAGUAUUUUGGAGGAGAUGAUGACAGGCUUGAAAAUCAUAGUAUAUCUAUCUGUGGUGAACAACCUACUGGGAUAUCUGAAAAUCUUCUUCAGCCUUUACGGAGGUGCCUCACCAACUUAUGGGGAAUCUGGAGCUUGAUAUCCGCAGUGUGGUAUUUUUUCCUCAGGGGAGCUUGAUGUUGGAGAAUAUGAAGUGGAAAGAGGAGCUAAGGAAAAGUAGACUUGGCUUCUGUCUGAAGUGUGGAAAAUGGAAUGGGCUCUCUACCUUGCUCAACUGACCCAUUGUUUAUUUGGAAGAAGAGAAAGGUAAAAAAAAAAGAUGUUGAAACCUUAGUGAAUAAUUUGCCUUGUCUUAUUCUUUUGUCACCAUAUUACACAAACUUUAUGCUUUUAUAACUUAACUAUUCCUUGAUCUAGAUUUAAAAGAGAAGAAGGAAAAAAAAAUAAAAUGGGGACAUCAAGAGUCAAAAGCUUCAUUUUUCUAUAUUCAGUCCUCAAGUCACUUGAGAAAACUUGUAACGGCCUACUUUUGCUUCCACUGUUCCAUACAUAUCUCUUGAACUCAAUGCUUUAAACCUUGACAGUUGACAGAAGGAAAAAAGUUCCGCAUGCUUCAAUUAGGGUUGAAUCAUCCAUUGGCUUGUCAUCUGUAAUAUGAAUUAAUUAAUAAAAAACUUAAUCUAAUAUAGACUCUAAAUUAUUUUAUCUCAAUAUCGAUUAUUUUAUUUAAAAAAAAAAAAAGAAAAAAGAUUAACUAAUCUGUGACAUUGAUAUGACACAGCUAGUAUUGCUGUCUUUAAAUUGUUGAAUGUGGCUAUCUUGAAAUGUUAAGUGUUAUUUCUUGUAUAAGCAUGUGUAGCUCCUGAAAUUUAAGUUAUUUAAAUAUUAUCUUUUUCAAACAUAAUUUUCAUCUGAAUACUGAUGAGAUGUAAAUUCUCAUUGAAAGAUGAAAGAGCAUGUGGUCGUGACCACUUGGUAGCGGGUUCAAGUGUGUUUCACCGGAGUGAUGUUGAGUGCCACACAUGUGGGGUUGAUUGGACCGUUACCUUGAUCAUUGUAGGGUUAAGCAGUUCAACCAGCUGGGGCAUCCCUUUUGUUAAACUAGCUGCAACUUAUUUAUUUACAAAGUAACUUUUUCUAAAUUUGCAACCAUCUCAUUUUAUUGGAUUAAUCAGGGAAAAAUCAGGCUUUAUCAUUUCACUUUGAGCUUUAUUUUUGGUUGUAAAUAUGUUGUUUAGGCUCUAUGCUGUGGGUCUGUGUUGCUGUAUUUUCUUAUCUGUGCAAUAGUUAGAUAAAGUUCUUUUGUUUGAUCUAGUUCAAGUCAGUAUCUUCUAGGUUUGAGUGGAAUGAUAAUCCUGAACAAUUUUUAGUGGGCAAUGCACAUUUGUUGUUAAGCAACGAAUAAAGGGUUAAAGCAGUUUGAGUCUUAUGUGCGCACUAAGAGUGAUAGUCAAUUUGAGUGUGACAAUGAAUAUCCACUUGAAGUAGGUCUGUUUCUGAAGUUGCAUUUACUGGUGGAUUCAUCUGAAUCAAACAGAUAAUUUUACAAUAUUUAAAUUGAUUGGUAUUUGCAGAAUAAUUGUUUCAGCAUCUCCUAAAUUGGACUAUCAAAACAUGUUAUAGAAUACAAUAAAACUGUGCACCCAGUUUUGAGUACCCAUGUAUAUCAUCAUGUGAUUAGAUGAUUUUGAAUUAAGGAUAAAGUGACAUUCAAUCAAACGGUGACACAUCAUUUAAAUAUGUAAUUGGGUUUUCAAAGCUGGGUGUACAUAAUAUUGCUCUUUAGAAUAUGGCUGUUGUGAACCACUUUUAGGUAUGCUCAUCGCUCAACCUGCUCUUAUAAUGAAGUUCUCUGAAAUUGCUCUAGACAUUAUCACUACUUGCAACUGAAAGAUGAAUAGUGAAUUUGCAGAAAUUUGCACGGCAUUGUCAUGUCCAUUUGUUCAUUUCCUCAACAAGACUCUGUAAUUGUGCUCUAGGUGGUCACCCUCCAUUCCACAUGCAGCAACAACUGCCACUGCUUCUAAUAAUGGAGUAACUGCAGUUUCCACUCAAGGUACGUCAACCACACCCACAAUUUUAGUUGCAAUUCUUCUCACAUGGAUCUAAUUUGUGAAUUAGUAUGAAAUAGGAUUUAUAUUCAUUCUGUCAGUACGCAAGCCACAACUAAGCAUUUGCUAGUCUCUUUCAUUGUGGUGCAACACAAUUUUAAUGUUUGGAGAAAGGCGAAUCUAAGAACAUGAAUGUAAGAUUUUAGACCCGUGGGUCCUGUCCAACUGUUGUUCCAUACUGAAAUGAUUUUCCAUACUCCAGAACUAAUGGACUUCAUUGAGCUUUAACUUGUCAAGAAGAGCAAGCUCUACCCAUGUCACAAAUCUCACAUUUUGUUGAGAUUUUUUAUUGAUCAAUAUCCAAAUUUCUGAUUACAGGUCCACCGAACAGUUGAUAUUAAUCUAAUGACAGUAUCAUACUAGUAACAUAAUUGUCAUUCCCGAGGUUUAGUUGGAAGAUAGUCAAUCCUUCGAAGUUUUGGACUCUAAACUGGUUUCACGGUUGUUAGCUUUUGCCAAACAUCUGCUUAACUUUAAUCAUCUUCGACUUCAGUCAGUGGCAGGCUCAAGAUUUAUAGUGGAAAGAGAGUCAAUCUCUGUAGAAUUAUAUUGUUUUGAUUUGUGAAUAACUUGUAUAGGUGUCAGUGUUAGCUUCCUCGUACUAGAGUGGUCGUCUUCCUCAUAAAUUUCAACUUCCGUUGAAUUGUGAAAUGGCCACCAUCUUUCCUGGAAAACAAUAAUUGCCAUAAAAAAGUUGUAGCAAAAUUCCGUGUGGGUUGACCAGAAGCCAUGCUUUGAGAAAGUGAAUAGGAGCAAAGUUUUG
Molecule: messenger RNA, 3764 nt
Organism: Mangifera indica (mango)
Lineage: Eukaryota; Viridiplantae; Streptophyta; Magnoliopsida; Sapindales; Anacardiaceae
Product: probable CCR4-associated factor 1 homolog 9
Exons: 5
Coding region: 120-1067 (315 amino acids)
Cellular component (GO): CCR4-NOT complex; CCR4-NOT core complex; P-body
Molecular function (GO): poly(A)-specific ribonuclease activity; nucleic acid binding
Source: RefSeq, a predicted model, not a curated record